This is a messenger RNA of Ixodes scapularis (black-legged tick), 530 nucleotides long. It is a transcript of the gene Cisd2, whose product is annotated as CDGSH iron-sulfur domain-containing protein 1. Gene Ontology annotation, molecular function: 2 iron, 2 sulfur cluster binding. Lineage: Eukaryota; Metazoa; Arthropoda; Arachnida; Ixodida; Ixodidae. Bases 132 to 431 code for a protein of 99 amino acids. Gene Ontology annotation, cellular component: intracellular membrane-bounded organelle; mitochondrial outer membrane. Gene Ontology annotation, biological process: regulation of autophagy. The transcript is spliced from 3 exons. The record is from RefSeq and is a predicted model, not a curated record.
ACCAAAUUACUUUGUAAUCUUUUGGUUGGCUUACUUUUGAUUUUGUAGUGCACGAUAGUUGGAAGAGAGGUAGGCGAGGCAAGGUUAUCGUUAGAUCUCUGCUCCUGCGGUGGUAGGUUUUUCAGGUUGCAAUGAACACGAGAGAGCAGGUUGUACCUCUGCUGCCAUGGGUGGGCACGGCUGUGGCCCUGGGCUUGAGCCUGUACCUGUACAAGUGCAGGGGGGGCAAGGGACGAGUGAAUUCGAGCGUGGACCUUAGCAACCCCAAGAUCGUCAACUCUGUCGACAUUGAAGACCUCGGGAACAAGGCGGUCUUCUGCCGCUGCUGGAGGUCCAAGAAGUUCCCCUACUGCGAUGGCUCCCACAACAAACACAACGAAGAGUGCGGAGACAACGUCGGGCCGCUGAUAGUGAAACGUAAGGACGCGUAAAGGAGAGCUGCAGAGGACCCAUACUUCCACGUUGCCAGUAACAGUGUUGUUAAGGUAGAAGCGUUCGUUGAAAAUAAAGAACCCGGUGUUGGUAUUUCA